UAAAUUACUAGUAACCAAUUCUUUCUUUAUAAACUCUGUGUUUCGCACUUCGGCGCAAGCAAACAAGGUACCAGGGUGACAACUCUGAUGACGAUUUAUUCUCCCGAUGGCCUCAUUUACCGACUACCUGAUGUGCAAGCUCUGCUCCGCCUUCAAAAGCACCUACCGUUCACCUAUCAUUCAUCUACCAUUCGUAUCUAUCUUAUCGAGAUACGUAUUUUAAAAUAACCAAUGAUCAGUGUACCGAAUUUCGAUGAAUCACCCAGUAGAAUAACUGUUUUGACGAAUGUUCAUUUAAGGUAACGCUCUUUUAUCCGAAAAAGGAUUUUCAGAACUAACGGCAUCAUUCCGAAUGAACAAAGCACAGAAUGUGGUAAUGUCAAUAUAUCGAUAAUGGAAGUUCCGAAAUUAAAAAUUGAGAGCGGCUAAUACUUCGAACUGCCGAAAAACGAAAAUAUUGUUUGUCGGAAAUUAAACUUCAGAAGGAGCAAAAUCUUGAUCUGCAAAAUGACGAAAUACCGAAUCGCCUGAGACUUCGGAAUUUGUGAAAUUCGUCAACUCGAUGCUAGUUUUAUCAAGAUUAUCUCAUUGUAUUUGACAAUCGUCCGUGUCAUGAACGAAAAAAAGAACGCAAAGGAACAGGCAUUAUAUUUUUAAUAACACGGUAUAUCUUUUUUCUCGUACGUUCAAUUUAUUCAAGACGUUAUUACAGUAAUUAAACCGCGUUCCGUAAUCACGACAGCGCCCUCGUGUCACUUUACAAACGCGUAACGCCGUUUAUUAGCUGCAACUUGGAAAGAAUAAACGUGUUUCUCACGUCUUGCAACCUUUCGGUAUUUUGUCCAUUCUGUCUUACGUUAGUGAGUUUCGGAAUUUCGACCUUUCGAGGCUUUGGUCUGUCGUUGUUGAUAAAUUCGGGUUCGUAAAUUUUCAAAAAAGGCACGAGUCUGACAUUUGAAAAAUUCGACUUUUUGACUCUUGGUAUUUUCAUAAUUCAAUAUGUUGCUCCUCGUAAAUUUUACCCAUUUUCAAACAGAAACAAAAAUUCGGUAAUUCGACCUACGCGCAAUUUUCUCUGCUAACUGUCAUCCUUUGUUAAAAGCUGUCGUUUGACUUUAUUCUCCCGCAAAUCCUGCGAAAUUCUAUUGUUCGAUAUAUUAAUUGAUGUUGACUUGUUAAAUAAGACAAAGUGGAUUAUUGUUAACUUUUGUAAGCUGACUUUGCUGCCUCGAAACUUGUAAACCCAAUCGACAUUGUACGACUGAUUGACCUGUUCUUUUCUUUGAUUUCAGUUUAUUUGUUUGCUUAUCUAACUAUCGCUAGCUGCCUUUAAAUACCGUCACUCUACCAUUUUCUUUUACCGUACCUAAUUGUAAGCCUAACCGGCAGAUUUUCUAAUUAUUAUCAUAUCGUACCGUACCUUUUGUAUAAAAAUUAACGCUGAAGCGUCUGGCGCCCAACGAGUAUCCUUUAUUAUUGUUUAUUUGAAUUCAGGAUAGCUAGAGAAUUGCGGCAAAUUGUCAACGGUACGCCCUCAACUGAGGGUGAGAGCAGUUUAACGUUACAGCGUAUAUCAUUUACGAAUAUUCUUAUAUUAUACGAAUUUGUGAUGUGUAGUUACGUUUCAAAGCUGCAUUUGAGCAGUUAACUGGAAUGCGAAAGAAUCAAGGAAAAAACAUACGAGAAAAAAAGUUGAUCAUUAUAAAUCAGUUCUCGGCCAAAUUAUUCAAUUUUCCAAGUGUAACGAGUCGAUAUACGUAUGCGUGCAUGAAUAAUAUUUGUUGUUUUAAAAUUUGGUCAACUAUUAAAAAACUGCAACCACGACGUGCCAAUAUUUUUUAAUGCAAUUUAUAUUUUUAAAUGUAGCUCCAAGCGAUCGUAUUUAUGAACCUGCAAUGAGCUACUAGUAAGUCUCUUCAACUGGCGUUGAGUGCUGUGCAAGUUUGACGUUUGUUUUGUGAAAUCAUCGAAAGGAAAUGCUUCAGGUCAGGGAGACUGUUGAAUUAACUUGCACAUAAAUUAAGUCCCAUUUAACAUUGUUUCGCUUAAGCUUUUGUGUAUCGACAAUUGUCACUGAUGGUUGUGAACAGUGAAACAUCAGAACUUGGACGGAACUCGACCAGUGAAUGUGAUUGGUAAGUCGUUUCGUUGAAUAGAGAAAAGCUAUCACUGGUGAAAACUGGCCCAUAGAUGGUCGUCCGUGACAGAUUAUUUAUCUAAACGCUUUCAAAUUCUAACCGACAGCGGAUAACAAGAAUCAUGAAGGGGGAUAAAGAGUCAAUUAUGAACUGUGAAGUGCAGAACGAAUUUUCGGGUGCUGAAGAGGACGGCUACGUGGAACGAAUUCUUUCGCAUUCAAGAUCGUCGCUCGAAAGCGAUGCAAUGUCGAUUUCUGGUGGCGUGAAGGAGAGCGACAUUUCGGAGACGUCUCGGAAAUCAGGAGAUUAUCGCGACACUCUGACACCUAACGAUAAAGAAAAGACGAACGGGAUUGACGCGAUGAAAUCGUCAUCAUCAACCAAAACGUACGACAGAGAGGCGAUACUCCGCAAGCUCGCAGGUGACAAGUGCUUGAGAAAAUAUCUUUUGAACAGCGCCAGAGAAGCGCAGGCGAAGAUCGAGACUCCGGAGACGAAGACGUUCGAGAAGUCCGAAGACGAACGCCUGGAAUCGGUUGUCGAAGAGUUGCGAGAAUUUUUGAAGGCAAUACCGGACGGACUACUGCACAUGAUGACGGGAAUGUCUCGUCCCGGAGACUGCGGAAGACCCGCUGACCGGAAGCCCGACUGGCUUGACAUGGAAAAACUACGGCGCGGUCAGAAAUUUGCUCGGGAACACAAUUUCUCACUAUACCUUGCCGAGAUGGUCUCCGUAAUGUGUGCAUACACCUUUCGGGACACACUCAAGCUGAUGAUUCUGACUGGAAAGUCCAGCACGCCGUUUACGGCCUUCAAAAGGUACACGUCCGUGGCGUUGAAGGUUCAACACUGGUACUGCGACGAUACCUGGUCCAAAGGAACAAGAGGUUGGACGGACAUGUUGACUGUAAGAGCUUUGCACGUUGCUGCGAAACGUAGAUUGGACGCUUCCACAAACGAAGAAAUAGACAAUGCAGCAAAAAUUUCAAACAUGUCGUGUCCGUCGCAUGAUAUGCUGCUGAAAGAUUUUUCCGAGGCUUGUGAAACCCCUGCGGUCGGUCAGUGUCCUUUUCUCGUGAGGCCGACCGAUCCUGACCGACCCAAGAGUUUCAAUCAAUUUGAAGUGUCGUUUGCGCAAUGGCAAUUUGUCUGGCUGGCGAUCUGCUACCCUCAGCAUUUCGGAAUUCAUAACGCUACGGAAGAAGACCUCGAAGCUUAUUGUCAUUUGUGGAGAAGUAUCGGCUACCAAUUGGGAGUGGAAGAUGAGUACAACUUUUGCCGCGGCUCUCUCGACGAAAUUCGACAAUGUGGUCACGAUUUUAUUGAGAUGUGGGUGAAGCCUCAUUUGCGAGAAGUGAUCCCUGAGUGGGAGCACAUGAUGAGAUGCAUAUUCGAUGGUUUCAAACUCGCUUUGCCGUACAUCAGCUUCGAAACUUCCCUUCUCUUCGUUUGCGAAAUUCUUGAUCUGAAAAUGCCGCGGCUCUACUCGUCGCUAUCUUACAAAGCAUGGAUCAACCACUGUCUUAUGAAGUCUUUGUUUUACUACGGAAUGAAACUCCCAAUGGUUGUCGAUUUCGUCAAUACCAAGCUGCAUCGAACUUUGGAUCAAGGCGAAAGACUCCGCCCCUCGAGUUGGGAGAAGAUACGAAUUAAGCUUGAGGGAUAGUUUGGGAGUUACAUGUUAAAUUUUGAAAGAAGUCGAUCAUUUUAUUAAUAUAAGGGUGUAACGGUAUAAUUAUUAUAAUCUGUGGUAUCAGGGCUGGGGUAACGGAAGGGUUUAUGAUGGGCACACGCGACGAUAUCCAAAUUAAUAAAAUCAAAACCAACACAA
Neodiprion fabricii is the source of this 3969-nucleotide messenger RNA. RefSeq lists its product as uncharacterized. The transcript has 4 exons. Lineage: Eukaryota; Metazoa; Arthropoda; Insecta; Hymenoptera; Diprionidae. The record is from RefSeq and is a predicted model, not a curated record. Bases 2260 to 3804 code for a protein of 514 amino acids.